Molecule: messenger RNA, 3355 nt
Organism: Trichoplusia ni (cabbage looper)
Lineage: Eukaryota; Metazoa; Arthropoda; Insecta; Lepidoptera; Noctuidae
Gene: Cht11
Product: chitinase-3-like protein 1
Exons: 2
Coding region: 358-1734 (458 amino acids)
Biological process (GO): chitin catabolic process; carbohydrate metabolic process
Cellular component (GO): extracellular region
Molecular function (GO): chitin binding; chitinase activity
Source: RefSeq, a predicted model, not a curated record
UUUAAGGUUUGACGUUAGUACGUUUGACAGGACCACCGAUCAGGUCAAUGACGUUCCUUCCUUAGUCCUAUUCGCAAUUCGCAUUUAUAACUACCUAAUGCUUGUAAAUAUAUGUUCCGUGAUCGUAAUGUAGUAUCGCGAUUCGCGACUAUCGUAUCAAGUUUUGUGAUAGUGCCUAUUGAAUUCAAUUUGAUAAAAACGUUAUAAUAUAUUCCACUAUUUUAUCAUGUUUGGCAUCAAAAUCAAUUUCAUAUAUUUUUGAUUAUUUUGUUGUGUUUUUCCGUAAACACUCGCAAAACCAAGUGUGAUUUUAUUUACAAUAAUAACAUAAGGAAUUAGGAACUAAGUUCUUUAUACAUGAUGGCGACUACAUUGUGCAAAGAUGAAAGUGAUUUUAAGUAUCGUCGGAUAUUAGAAAACCAUAAUAAUUGUACUCAGUAUAAUAAAAUGUAUUGUUAUCAAUUUGUGCAUGCAGUGAUGCUGGUCAUAUUGUUCUUAUUGUUUAUACUAAUAGUGCUAUAUGCCUUAGUUGCAAUACCAAGACUACAAGGUAAUAUCCAUACUAAACAGAGAGAAAUCAGUGCAAGGCCAGUCAGCAGUGUAAAUGGUGAUCCUUCUAAAGUGCUUUCCUGUUACUACAACUUUCCUAGUGAGGAUGGUGAUCAUGAGCUGAUGCCUUCUGAUAUACACCCAUACCUGUGCACACACAUUAAUGUUGCUUUUGCUCGGGUAGUAAAUAAACAAAUAAGUCUAGAGCAUCAUGAGUACACAAGAUUACAGGAGGUUGUAAAACUGAAGCAUUCAAACCCUGAGCUUAAAGUUUUGCUGUCUGUUGGUGGAGCUGGCAAUGAUAAUGGAUUUUCAGAAAUGGUAAUAAACCAUGCUUCUAGGAAAACAUUUAUCAAGUCAAUUAAGAAUUUGUUAAGGAACUAUAGCCUUGAUGGCAUAGAUCUGGACUGGGAGUUCCCCGCUCUGCAUGGAAUGCAAAGCGGUGCUCGUGAACGACAACAUUUCUCACAAUUGCUCAGAGAGAUUAGAAUGGAGUUUAUCAGAGAGAAGAGAGACUAUGUUCUGACAAUAGCAGCAGCUGCUCCACAGAUCAUUGUAGAUGUUUCAUAUGAUAUUGAUCAAUUGAAUCAGUAUGUGGACUUUGUGAAUGUCAUGACUUAUGAUUAUCAUUACUACACAAAGUACACUCCUUUUACGGGUUUAAACUCUCCACUGUAUCCUAGAGCAUCGGAGCAGUUGUACUUAGCUACUUUGAAUAUCAACUACACUGUGCAUAUGUACUUGAGCAAAGGGCUAGAUCCCAGUAAGAUUGUUGUUGGAAUUCCCACUUAUGGACAUAGCUUCACUUUAGUCAACAAAAAUAAUCAUGGAGUAGGUAGUCCAGCGUCUGGGUUUGGUUCACUUGGAGCAUUGGGUUUUGUCAGCUACCCACAGGUGUGUACUUUUAUAGCAAAUUUUUCAAGUGAUACUACUGUACAACAGGAUAGUGAGGCUAAAGUAUCUUACCUAUAUAACUAUAAGGAAUGGGUGUCGUUUGAAACACCCCAGAGUGUCACGGAAAAGGCUCAAUUCAUAAAACAAAAUAACUUGCGUGGAGGAAUGAUAUAUUCCUUAAAUGCAGAUGACUUUGAAGGAAUAUGUGAGCAUGGAGAUGGCCACAGCAGUAAAUUUACACUGUCACUGUCAGUGAGGAAUACUUUGAUGAGAUUUAAUAUUCAGAAGUAAUUUGAAAAGCUACAGACAGAAUUAUUUUAAAUCUUAAGGAAAGAAAAUAUAGACAUGACUAAAUUAAUUAUUUAGAAAGUUACAUUGUACCUGUUUUUUCCUUGUCACAUAUGUUAUUUUGUACAUGGUGCAGGUUCUCAUAUUUCGUGUAUUGCGACCAAACUACACUAGUUCACUAGACAGAGUACGUCGGUGGGUGGUGGCCGUGGCUUAGCUGGCCGGCCGUGGGUCGCCCACGCCGGGCGCCGGUCGCUGCGAGUGGCCGGCGGGGCGGCGGCGCUGCAGAGCGCGGCCGCAGCGGCACUGCCGCGCUCAUCGGCUGCGCUUCGUGCGCCAGCUCGGUGCUCAACCAGUCAGAACCGCACGCGCCGCAUACAUUAAACUCAUAAUUAACUUUUACAGUUGUAAAAAAUGUAAGAGUGUUGCCUUACUGUUUGAUCAACCCAAGGGUUUCCGCUCCAACGAGUGCGCUUAGGACGGGCACUUUUCCGGUACGGUUGCAAUGCAAUAGACACGCGGCGACUUGAUCUAGGGAGCCGGUAAUGAGAACACUACUAGUGGAUUUUCAACUACAUAUAAAAAUCCUGUAUCAUUACGGUCAUAACUUACCCAAUGAGCAAAGUGUACCUUCAUUGCAAAAAUAUUUAUAUUAUUUAGAAUUCAUUUAUAGUGUUGUGAACCCAAUAACCUUUCGGUACAUACAAUAAGUACUUACUUUAAUCCUUUUCGAUUAAAAUAUUUAUAUGUUUUAAUUGUCAAUGCCGAAUGAGUUUUGGGCUAAGGCCACCACACUUGGCUGGCAAAAUAACGAAUGAGCGAGAUGAGCUCGAUUCCGUUCUAGGUAGUGGCGACUCAUCGCCUGCCACCUUACUAUGUUUAGAAAGCUGGAUGCUAUAAUUUUCCGGCAAAGUUUAGGAAAUAAACCACAGUCCCACAAAACCCGAUUAUUUUUACGUUAAGUACCUUAGUAACUUUGAAUUUUUCCAUAUCGGUUCUCUUAUCGAACGGGGGUGAAUUAUUUCUUAUAGGUUUUACAAAAAUUCGUCACUUUUAUAUUAAAGUUCUCAACAAAGUCUUUGUAUGUUGAAACUGUGUCACCGGUUACGCCUUUGAAACGGGCUGGAUGACUUCCCACGAAGUUAUCCCGUAAAUUAAAAUAGAUAUUUUAAGGUUAACCUAAGAUACCAGACUGUGAUAAGUAGAUGAACCUAGUUCAAUGUGAUGGUUAGUUUUGUUUAAAAAUGUUCAUUGUUGGAUUGUUAUAAUUCAUGAGACACGAAGUAGGUUCAUAUGAUAUGUGUGUAUUGAUUGACGGCAUAGUGAUUACCUAUAUUGACCAUAACGCUGUUUUUGUUGCACAUUUUGUGAUAGUAACUACCUAUGCAAAGUACAAGUGAGUAGGUACCUAUGUAGGUAACUUCUUUUCAUUAGCCGUAGCCGUAACUGUAUGAACUUCCUUCGUAUCUCAUACUCUACUUAACUAAUAGGUCAGCACUUCAGUUGUUUUACCCACAUAGGUACUUAAGUAAGCAUGUGGGUAAAUAGUUAUUUCACCACACUACGUCUAGUAUUAAAAUACAGAUUUUGAUGUUAUUGAAAAAAUAAAGCGUAGUUAUUAAUA